Antechinus flavipes (yellow-footed antechinus) is the source of this 1329-nucleotide messenger RNA. RefSeq names its product neuralized E3 ubiquitin protein ligase 2 (gene NEURL2). The transcript is spliced from 2 exons. Lineage: Eukaryota; Metazoa; Chordata; Mammalia; Dasyuromorphia; Dasyuridae. Gene Ontology annotation, biological process: intracellular signal transduction. The coding region runs from base 317 to 1105 and encodes 262 amino acids. The record is from RefSeq and is a predicted model, not a curated record. Gene Ontology annotation, molecular function: ubiquitin protein ligase activity.
GAGUAGGGGGAGUCCACUUCCCGGCAAGAGUUUGGGUCGCCCCCGGGAAUUCGCACCCCUUCCGCGCCUGCAGGCACUGGCGAGCUUACUGAGUCUGUCCUCCCCAGGCCCCGGGUAGUGGGGUGGGGAAGGGUCGCGUCCCGUCUGCGCCCGCCCACGGUCGGAGUCGGCUAGUAGCGGACGGCGCUAGGACCCCAGGCCAGUCCCGCCUCAGUCUGGAGACCCUCGGGAGCCUAUAUGGCCCUCUCCAAAUCCGGGCCCGGCCCCGGAGCCCAAAAUAGCCCCUGGCGCUCGCCUAUCCCACUGCAACGGGCAGAUGGCGGCGGCCCCAGAAAGUGUCCCGGUCCUUCCCGGAGGUGCUCCGUACAGAGAGCCGCCCCCGACCCGUUUCCAUGAGGUCCACGGAGUUAACAUCCGCGUGGACCCGUCGGGGACACGGGCCACCCGCGUGGAGAGCUUCGCGAACGGCUUGUGUUUCAGCCGCGAGCCGCUGGCACCGGGCCAGGUAUUCCUAGUGGAGAUUGAGGAAAAGGAGCUGGGCUGGUGCGGCCACCUGCGCCUGGGCCUGACUGCCUUGGACCCCGGCAGUCUGGCUCCGGUGCCCGAAUACUCUCUCCCUGAUCUGGUCAGUCUGGGCCGGAGUUGGGUCUUUGCCAUCACUCGCCACCACAACCGCGUGGUCACCGAGGGCCAGGAGGAAGAGCCGCCGGGCCGUCCAUCCGGCUUGCUGGACGAGCCCUAUUUGCACAUCGAACAGCUGCGGAUUCCCCGCGACCGCCUGGUGGGCCGAAGUCGGCCGGGCCGCUACAGCCACCUGCUGGACCAGCUGUAUGAGCUCAACGUACUGCCACCCACUGCGCGGCGCAGCCGCCUCGGGGUGCUCUUCUGCCCGCGUCCAGAUGGCACGGCCGACAUGCAUAUCCUCAUUAACGGGGAGGAUAUGGGUCCCAGCGCCCGAGGGCUACCCACCACCCAGCCCCUCUAUGCUGUGGUUGAUGUCUUCGCGUCCACCAAGAGUGUUCGCCUGGUCCAGCUGGAAUAUGGGUGUAGUGCCUUCCCUUCAGACCUUGUGCCGCAUUGUCAUUCAGAGAAGUGUGAUACAUAGACUUGCCAUCGAUGGGCUGCACCUGCCCACAGGCCUCAAGGAUUUCUGCAAGUAUGAGUGAGGUCCCCAAUAAAAUUCCCUAGUGCCAGGUGUCUCAGCCUCAGGAACGCCUGUCCCUAAUGCCUUUACUUAAAGCCAGAUCUUUGAAAGAACUUGCCCUACUGUAAAAUGAGCCCUUUAGGGCCACCCUGCUAGAAGUCAUAAUAAAAGAAAUGAUGAGUUCA